AGCAUGGAGAAAGCCUCUCUGCUUUCUAAUGCUUGUCUGAUGCUACUUGGGAGCAUCUAUAAUCAAAGUCCAGUGAUAGUUUUACAUAGAGGUGUGAAAAUAAGCCUGGCUGACCAAGAAACCGGGGCCAAUGGUGCUGGAAGGGAUAUGUCAGAGACCUGGUGCCUAGGGGAGAUAUGAGAAAAACAUACCCAUAGCAGCCAACAGAAACAAAAUUCCUGGGCAGCUUAAGAGCCUCAAGAGCUACUCACAAGACACCCCCUCUAAUUCCCUCCUUCUCCCCCCUUUAGGCUUUGUUUGGGCCCUUAUGUGUAGGUACAGAGCCCUAAUCUCUCUGGCAUGCAAAUAACCACCGGUUUGCAGUGCUUUUCCCCUUCACCCAUUUCCCAAAUCUGGCCCCUCACAGCAGGGAAGGGAGGGCGAGAGAAGGCAGGGCCUCCCAGAGGAAAGCACAAGAGGGCUUAAUGGAUCUCCUAUGCCUCACUGAUGGGGACUUCUGUAGCAGGGAAAGUCCUGGAGGGCUCCCAGGACUGAGAUGGGAGAGGCUUGAGGGAAGAUCUUGGGAGCCAAAAGGGAUCCACGUUGCUGGCUUUCACCAUGCACCAGCCUGCAGGCAAGGCUGGAUAUGGCGCAAGUGGGGUGCUGCAGGUGCAGCAGAUGCAGCUCUCCCGUCUCAGCUGGGAGCUGUGACCCUGCUUGGCUGUGUCUGACCAGGAGUUAGUUACAGAGCUGUAGGAUGCCCAAGCUCAAGGGGAGAGCUUCCCACCUCUGCUCAGUUGUGGCUUGACCUCAGAGCCUGAAGCAAUCCUGCCCUGCCUGGCAGGAUAAAGGUACAGAGAGAUAAUGUGGUACCCCAGGGAGGCUCUCGGAGCUUGGGGAUGGCCGACAUGGAGAGAAACCUUGUAGCAGAUGUUUGCCUGUCCUGCUUUUCUCUUCUUGCAGUGCCUGGAGAUUUCCCUCUUUCUUUUUUCCCCUCCUUCUGUUGCCUUGCUUCCUCCCACAAUGUCUUUCCUCUCCUAGGCUAGACAAUGGGGAGACGUGACCCAGAGGAAGGGCAUCUCCCAGCUCCUGUGAAGCCCCCAGAUGGUGGCUGGGGCUGGAUCGUGCUCCUUGGCUGCUUUGUGAUCACCGGCUUCUCCUAUGCCUUCCCAAAAGCCGUCAGUGUCUACUUCAAGGAGCUCAUGAAAGAUUUCCAUGUGGGCUACAGUGACACAGCCUGGAUCUCCUCCAUCAUGCUGGCCAUGCUCUAUGGGACAGGACCGGUAUGCAGCAUCAUGGUGAACCAGUUUGGCUGCCGGCCCGUGAUGCUCAUUGGCGGGCUGCUGGCUUCCUCUGGGAUGAUCUUGGCAUCUUUCACCACCAAUAUCAUUGAGCUUUAUCUGACAGCCGGCGUGCUGACAGGUUUGGGUAUGGCGCUGAACUUCCAGCCCUCACUGAUCAUGCUGGGCACAUACUUUGACAAGCGUCGGCCUCUUGCCAAUGGACUGGCUGCUGCUGGGAGCCCUGUUUUCCUUUCCUCCCUCUCUCCACUGGGGCAAGUGCUGCUGGAGAAGUUUGGCUGGCGAGGAGGGUUCCUUAUCAUGGGUGGCCUCCUGCUUAACUGCUGCACUUGUGGGGCAGUCAUGAGACCCUUGGAUACAGGCAUGAAGAGGAAGACGGAGAAAACGCGGGACAAAUAUGAAGCCAAGGAGAUGCUGCCCAUGGGAGGUAAAACAGAGGAGGGAAUCAGCACCACUGACGGAACCAUGAAAGCCAAGAAAGCCAAGAAGAAGCCCAGGAAAGGAAAGAAGCUUCUGGAUUUUAGCAUCUUUUCCAACCGAGGGUUUAUCAUUUACACUAUUUCCAAGUUCAUCCUGGUCCUGGGUCUCUUCGUGCCCCCCAUCUUGCUGGUCAACUAUGCCAAGGACACAGGUGUGCCAGACACAGAGGCUGCAUUCUUGCUCUCUAUCAUUGGUUUCAUAGACAUCUUCGCCCGCCCAGCCUGCGGCAUGGUGGCAGGGUUGAAGUGGGUCCGCCCUCACGUGGCAUACCUGUUCAGCUUCUCUAUGCUCUUCAAUGGCUUGACAGACAUCUGCAGUGCCAGGGCUAGCAAUUACACGGGGCUGGUCAUCUUCUGUGUGUUUUUCGGCAUCUCCUACGGCAUGGUGGGGGCACUGCAGUUCGAGGUGCUCAUGGCCAUCGUGGGCUCCCAGAAGUUCUCCAGCGCCAUCGGGCUGGUCCUGCUUAUUGAGGCUUUCGCUGUGCUCAUCGGGCCACCCUCUGCAGGCCGCUUGGUUGACGCUCUCAAGAACUACGAGGUGAUCUUCUACCUGGCAGGCUCAGAGGUGGUGCUCUCUGCUCUCUUCCUGGCCAUGGCCACCUAUUGCUGCCUGAACCGAGGCAAGAAGAAGGAAGGUUCCCCGGAGAAGAACCCUGCCGCGGGUGGUGGGAGCGACACUGAGGAAGCAGAGUCCGAUGUGCAGGAGGCUGAGGAGCACAGCAGUGACAACCACCAGCCAGCCCACAGCACCGACAAUGCCGUGGUGGCAGCCAGCGAGGAGGCCAACCAUGUGGCAGAGGAGCAGGGCAGGGAGGGAGGCGGGUGUCCCGCUGGGGACGGGGAGGUGCUGGCACGAGACAGCUGCGAUGCUGACCAGACGGUGGAGAGGGACAGCUUUUAGCCAGGGCAGAGGAACAGGGAUGUAUAAAUCUGGCCUUGUUUGUAUGCACCUCAGCUUGGGAGGGUAGGUGGGAGAUGAGGAGGAGAAAGUGGAGACAAACACAGAUGUAAGAGGGAGAGGUAUAAGAAUAGCUGGUCCUUAUGUACGUAUGUCCACAUACAUACCAGUGAUAUGUCUACUUGCAUCCUGCACCCAUGCUGGUGCAACUCAGGCUCAGAGCAGCCCAAACACCAAAAAGAAAACAAAAAAUCAUCUUCUUUCCUCACUUCCAAACCAGCCCCAAAGAAAGUCUGUUGAAGAGGCUGCCAAGGACUCUCCUUCUCCUUCUGCAUUGUCAUAAUACAGAACACAAACAAUUAGAGACUCUUUGCAAACAGAUCUGGUACGCUUUGGUUUGGUGUCAGUGUUUCUUCCACCUCACUUCCACAGUCGGGAUAGCACCAGGCCAGCUGGAACCAGGUUUAGGAGGUGGCGUAAUUCAUAGCUAUCAUAUGAGCCACCUCCAGCUGCAGCCAGCAUGGGCGCAGAUGCUGCAUUCCCUGCAGUGCCUCCCUUGGGCACUGCCAAAGCGGUGGGAUACCUCCCUCUGGAGCAUCUUUUGUGGGUGAUAAAGUUGGGGCAGCGAUACAUGAUUCUGCUGUUACAAGUGGGGAAGUGCUGGGUAGAGGCUGCUGCAGUGCAAGAAGAAGACAUCUAAAAAGGUUAAUGCCAUUGGGUGAGCAGCCACGAGACGGAGCCUCACCGACAGGAAAAGCAGUGAGCUAUCAGUAUCUAGCCUGAAGUGAGUCCUGUUGAUUUGUGAAGGAGCAAUUUGGCCUCUAUGGGAGGUGGGGGUUUCAGGGCAGGUAAAUAACUGUGUCCCAGGCAAUUCGCCACUCACCAGGAAUGGCACCAGGCCCAUGCGUGUUUUCCUUUCAGAGAAAAACCCCUUACGUAAAGGAAUCAAAGGUGAGGCAGAAAGACAAUCCAGAGCCCCCAGUGCCAUUGAUGAGGGUGUUGGAGCACGUGGUAAGGCAGGCAUGACUCCCUCACCCCUGCUGCAGCGGUGGAUUUCCAGAUUGAGAGGACAACCUUCCCUGGCAUGCUUAAACCACUCCUAAUCUGCUUUAGGACUGGACCUUUUAUAAACAACCCUGGGCAAAGCCCUUUCUUCCGGUUUCCUGAACUGUUUCACCUCAGAGGCCCUGGGGGAACCUGUGACUAUAACAAGGGAUCUAAAACUAAGCAGAGGGAUACACGGAAGGCAGCUCAUGGGACCAUCAAAAUAGGUGUUUCAUUCCAGACCAGACUGACUACAAGUUAACAGGCAGUGGGUGAAGCCUGCAGCACCCGCAAAGCCAUUUAAACAGGGAGGGGAGAAGGGACAUGAAGGAAACGGUUUCAUUCUAAACAUUACUAAGCAAAGAGCAGUAAGUGACAAGCAAAAUAAAGCUGCUGAAGAAUGUCAGUUUAAAGAGACAUAAGAACUGGACAUUGGAACUAGAUUAUCUGAAAGGUCCCUUCCAACCCAAA
Molecule: messenger RNA, 4172 nt
Organism: Pezoporus flaviventris
Lineage: Eukaryota; Metazoa; Chordata; Aves; Psittaciformes; Psittacidae
Gene: SLC16A8
Product: solute carrier family 16 member 8
Exons: 4
Coding region: 1029-2660 (543 amino acids)
Biological process (GO): monocarboxylic acid transport; transmembrane transport
Cellular component (GO): membrane
Molecular function (GO): monocarboxylic acid transmembrane transporter activity
Source: RefSeq, a predicted model, not a curated record